UACCAACUAAAAAUGGCUACCACUACAAGCGGUACUACUAGUCUUCCAGGAAAGCCUGACCCCAUGAAAAGAAAGGAGAUAUACAGAUAUACUGCCCCGUGGGUUGUAUAUGGUAUGAACUGGAGUUUUAAACCAGACAAGAGAUUCAGACUGGCCAUUGGUAGCUUCAUUGAAGACUAUUGUAACAAGGUUCAGAUAGUACAAUUGAAUGAAGAGACUGGUAAUUUCAGCCAUACAGCAACUUUUGAUCAUCCUUACCCUACAACUAAGAUAAUGUGGAUACCUGACAUGGUUGGUCAGUUGCCUGAUCUUGUUGCUACUUCUGGUGAUUACCUUCGUCUAUGGAGGAUCAAUGGAUCUGAUGUUAGACAGGAAUGUAUGCUAAAUAAUAGUAAGAAUUCAGAGUUUUGUGCUCCUUUGACAUCAUUUGAUUGGAAUGAAACUGAUCCUAAUAUACUGGGAGCAUCUAGUAUUGAUACUACCUGUACUAUAUGGGGACUAGAGACUGGUCAGGUGAUAGGUAGUGUUGGUGACUCAGUUACUGGAUCAGUUAGAACUCAAUUGAUAGCUCAUGAUAAAGAGGUUCAUGAUAUUGCCUUCACUCGUGCUGGUAGUGGUAGGGAUCUUUUUGCAUCAGUUGGAUCAGAUGGAUCAGUACGCCUCUUUGACCUGAGGAAUUUGGAGCACUCCACAAUACUUUAUGAGGAGCCAAAGCAGCAGCCAUUAUUGAGGCUAUCAUGGAACAGACAAGAUCCUAACUACCUCUCAACCUUUGCACUGGACAGCCAUGAGGUGAUUAUUAUGGAUAUCAGGGCUCCUAGUACACCAGUUGCAAGACUAUGUAACCACAGGGCACCAGUUAAUGGCAUUACAUGGGCUCCUCAUUCUUCAUGUCAUAUAUGCACUGCUGGUGAUGAUCAUCAAGCCCUAAUAUGGGACAUACAGCAGAUGCCACAGUCUAUUGACGUCCCAAUACUAGCAUAUAAUGCACAAUCAGAGAUCAAUCAAGUACAGUGGUCUGUCAAUCAGUCUGACUGGAUUGCAAUUUGUUUUAAGGACAAUGUGGAGAUAUUAAGAGUUUAAUAAUAAAAAAUAAUAAUAAUUAGCAAGGUUGUCUUUUAUAAUGUAUUGACUGUAGUGGUCCCUUUCCUCUCAUUCCUGUUCUUUCCUUUUUACACAUGAGUUAUUAUCUUUAUUAUCUGUUAUUCGUGAAACUUCAUACCUUAUGAUCACAUCUA
Amphimedon queenslandica is the source of this 1238-nucleotide messenger RNA. Its product is annotated as DDB1- and CUL4-associated factor 7-like. Gene Ontology annotation, molecular function: protein binding. The transcript is spliced from 9 exons. The record is from RefSeq and is a predicted model, not a curated record. The coding region runs from base 13 to 1083 and encodes 356 amino acids. Lineage: Eukaryota; Metazoa; Porifera; Demospongiae; Haplosclerida; Niphatidae.